UAACGUUUACUUACUUGGUGACUGUGAGUUAGUAAUCACCACUUGACAUUAUAUUCACGGUUUACAUCCGGUGACAGCGUAGAAUAGGUAGGUAAAUAGGUGGGCUGCACUGUGUUCUUAAUAUUUAUAAAGAAUGAAAUCUACCUACCUAAGCUCCCAUAAUAUUGCACUGCAACCAAUAUCGAGACCCCCAAGUUAGAUAAUAUAUCCAGGCAAUGUCGCGUGCUUCGAAGAUGCAAUUUAAUCUAGCAACCGCACAGAGAGAUAUUUUCGACUGGUACGAAAAAAAUGAAUACAAAAUUGACGCCGGAGCGAUCUUCUCCCCGGAGUGGCAAGGUCGGCUGAUCGAAUGGAGCAAAGAGUUCGACAGCGGCAGCAUGUCAGAUAUACGCGAGGAUAUCAAACUGCAUGAGAAGAAUCCCGAAGAGCUAGCGCUUGAACGCCUUUUCCAGGCAUAUCCAAUUGUGGCUUUCUCACUCUGGUAUGUCCUGCAAUCUUGUUACGAACUCGAUGGGAUUAUUUGCGGUACAACACUGCAGAACCGAACCAAUAUAGCUGAGUGGCGGACGUGGCGUCCUUUCCGGUACCUUCUGUCUCAGGAUAUCGCACGCUGCUGGCAAAAGAACCUGCAUGACUUAUUUUCCGAGGCGACAAGCUGCACCGACAAGUUCGAGAAAGAAAAGAUAGACAACCGCCUGCAGCGCAUCUCUCAGGCUAUCCGUCCUCUUAAGGAAGCCGUGGCGACUCUCACUUCUGUAUUUGAGGGAAGAAAGAAAGAGCUGGUCUACAUAUUUUGGAUGUUGAAGGUAGUGCAGGAAAAUGUUGAUAAAAGAUGGCCGCCGAUGGCAGGUGCUCUUUAUUAA
Messenger RNA from Annulohypoxylon maeteangense, 863 nucleotides. RefSeq lists its product as uncharacterized. Lineage: Eukaryota; Fungi; Ascomycota; Sordariomycetes; Xylariales; Hypoxylaceae. The record is from RefSeq and is a predicted model, not a curated record. The transcript has a single exon. Bases 216 to 863 code for a protein of 215 amino acids.